Molecule: messenger RNA, 1716 nt
Organism: Dermacentor andersoni
Lineage: Eukaryota; Metazoa; Arthropoda; Arachnida; Ixodida; Ixodidae
Source: RefSeq, a predicted model, not a curated record
AUGGCGCACAUCCCGUACGGAGACGCCGACAGGCCCGACUGCACCAUUCUGCCGGCGUCCGUCCACCAUUACCCCGCCGGCGUGAUGCCGCCGUACGGCCACACCAUGGGAUGGUGUACGUGGCCUGAUGGUGGUUUUGCCCUCUUUUUUCUUAUCCUUCUCCGUCGCAAGAACGACUCCCUCGCUCUCCUGCAGUACCUGGAGAACGAGCAGGUGUUCACCUCCAUGGCCGUCGGUGUCACGAUGAAAGGCCGCUGGUACAAAGUCAAGAACCCCGCGUCAAGCGACAGCUACAAACUCUUCCAGAGCUGCACCGCUUUCGCCGACUUGCAAGACUUCGCGCCGGCCGAAGUUUGCAAAGCGAACGCCUACAACACCCUGACAACGAAUUACGACUACGACCGCACUCUCUUCGUGGGCUUCACCUACGACAUGAGCGCCGGGCGCCUCCUAGUCUUCGACAGCCGGAGAGCAAUCCAAAACAAGUUCUGCGACCUCAAGCAGCACUACAUGAACCUGAGCUACGGCGUCGCCGCGUACGACGUGGAAUUCGACGCGCCUCCCUACUUGUGCGCCCUCCUCGGCAUCGACGGGCCCUACAGCCGCGUGGACGCCCUAACGAAACUGCGGGACUACAUCUCGCAGAACUACACCAGCGCCGCCAGCAAGGCUGACUGCGACCGGAUCAGAUGAAGUGUCGCACAGUGGCGUACAACCUGGAACCCACAUUCCGGAGGCGGUUCAGAACUGACGCCACGAGCUCGUUACGAAGGAAGCCCACGAGACCGCAUCUUCAAGAACAUUUUUAUGCUGGUUACAAACCAUUUCGUUUUCGUUGACUCGGGCUACUGCAUCUUCGACAGACUGAUAUGUAACCCUAUUAAGGAAGCCUUUGAUUUGAACGAGAAAUGUUUCGUCUCGCGUUCAGAUUUGCCGUGAACUGUCCAGCAGGACCAGCUGUUUUACUCAUUGUACUCAAUUGCUUAUUUGGUUUGUCGCCGUCUCUCGCAAUAUUUGUCGCACUGCGUGUCGAUAUAUAGGAUCGUAGACAUUCUUGAGAGACAUAUCCGUUGGUUUACGUCAGAGCUCGUCGGAAUCCACUGUAAUCGGAGGAUAUGGACAUUGAUAGCGAAUGCACACAGUGAUACGACUGUGAGUCGGAAGCAAGUAUAAAUAUAGACACGAGAAAAAGAUGUAGACUACUUGCGAUAAGCUCUGCUCACUUAUAUUUAUCGCGCAUUUUGCACGCCGCACCAGAUUUUUGGUCGAUAAUGCCCCACAUGGUGGGUAUGUGCUACUUCGUACGAGGUGAUACACUGCUACCAACGACAGCUCUCUAUGUGCCGCACGGUGUGGGCCGGUCUUCAAUCACACACUUUGACGCCAUCUUGGGUCGCACGGUAUGUGCAUGUGGGUAUGUGCCACUUCUCAUAAUAUUGAUCCUGUAGAACAUGCCAGCAAUCACGCACCAAUAACAAGAUAUAUUUACUAAUCACCUAAUGACGUCAAUCAUCUCUAAAAAAGAUGCAUCGCGAAUAUAUUUUUCUUAUAUCCUGCUUAGACGAUGUCGAGAAAGCAACAGUCUCCACGCUCCUCGUAUCUUUUUUUUUUUUUUUUUGUCCUGAACAAAAGAUGUAGCGCUCACGUAUUUCGAGCUCCGAAGCGCCAGACGUGGUACAAGGGUCGCACCCUUUGUAUGCACCAACACGAUAACAC